GGAUUUUGUUUUUGGAGAACUUUGAACACAUGGACUCGUGUGAACAGACGUAGUGUCUGGCUGAUAUGUACUCGAUGCUUUCAAACUUUGUUUUCCUAUCAAUUAUUUACCAAUCAGUUGUUGCUGAAGGCACCAGUUAACUCUCAAGGAAUUUGUAUUGGAUAGGCACACCUCACAACGUAGUAACCUCAAUGGCUGAAUCAAAUCAAGAUGCGUUGUCCAUCGAGGCAUUUCGAGCGAAGAAAGGUACGGAAUUCUUGUGUUUUUGAUAUAUCUGAAAGAUAAUCUUUGCGAAGAUUAAAAUGAUAUGCUGUUAAUUUCUAUUUAGCAGCCGGAUCGCUGGGAUCUGCCAGUAAAUCAACAGACAGGCAUCCACGCAAAGCUACUGCUAACUCAUCAAAUCCCCCCACUUCAAACUCAACAUCGGCGCUAUCAAGGUCAACAAGCGCAAGCAGAGCAAACUCAGCGAAGCGAUCUGUGUCAACUGAAAAUUUAAGUUUACAGGUAGGUAGAGAUCCUCCUCCUUUGGAUGAGAGACAGGAAAAGGUCAAGCUCCUCCGAGAAAAACAGGCCGAGGAGAGGCGGAGAAAGAACGAGGAACGGAGAGCGGCGUUUGAAGAAAGAAGGCGGAAAAAGGAGGAGGACGAGAAGGAAAGAUGGACUACGAUGAAGGACCAAGCAGCCAAACAAAAGACUAAUUCAGCACCUCUAAAACCAGGCACUGGUAGAAAACUGCCAACUUUACCUCAAGAAGGUAGUGCUAAGCGACCAGGCAGUGCUGUAGAGCGCCCAUCCUCUUUACCGAAGCCAUUGGCGAGACCCUCAAGUGCUGUAGCUGCUAAGAGUCCUUCUCGUAGUAGUACUAGCGCUGACAGCUUAUCUAGUGGUUCAACACCUAAAGAAUCUCCUGCCACCACCCCUAGUGGUUUGCAACCAAAAAAGCCUCUAGGGGUCAGUAAGUCUGUGUCGGCAAGUAAUUUGAACAAUGCAUCUGUAGAGAAUCGAAGGGGUAGCAGUGGCUCUUUACCUCAAAGGCCAUCAUCUGGCACAAAGCCCAGGACACGGUCAACAUCAACACAUUCUUCAGUCUUGACACUAGAUAAGCAGAAUGCUAAAAACAAUAAAAGUCAGGAAUCACUGUUGCCAGGAGGAAAGCUCACCAAAUCUCACUCUACUAGUUCUAUUCACAGGGUUGGUGCAAAUAAAACUACUUCUGAGAAAAGCCAAAAGACUGAAACAAAGCCUAAAGCUGGUAUCACAGAUGAAGCAACUGCUAAACAGGCUUUGGCAGAGAGGAGAAAGAAGGCAAGAGAAGAAGCAGAAAGACAAGCUGCUUUGGAUAAAGAGCGACAGGAAGCAGAGAGGUUGAGAAAAGAAGAAGAAGACAGGAAAAGAGCAGAGGAAGAAGCCAAAGAAGAAGCAAGGAUGCGUGAAUUAGCUGAGCUUUUACGCAAGCAGGAAGAAGAGAGACUGCGGAUAGCAGCAGAGGAGAAAGAGAAGCAUGAUCAAGAAGAAGCAGAAAGGGCUGCUGCUGAGAAGAAACGUAAAGAAGAAGAGGAGCAGAAAGCAAAAGAAGAGGAAGAAAGGAAAGCACAAGAAGAAGAAGAAAGACGAAAAAAGGAGGAAGCUGCAAGACUGGAGAGAAAAAGGGUAAGAGGUGAUCAUAUAAAUUGAAAAUUGAGGCAUGUGAGUAAAUUCAAUAAAUUUUAGAGAAUCAAUUUGUUAAAUUUUGUACAUGCUGUUUUGCAUGCUCUGUAUUUCCAAGUUAAAGAAGACUGACAUGUCAUUCUGUAUGUAUCACUUUUGGCCACAAGCUGAUUACAUGCACUGUUUCAUUUGUAAUUGCAAGUUUGAAAUAGUACAAUAAUAGUUCUAAUGGUAUUGUGGUUAUGAUCUGGAAAUGCUGGGCUUGCACAGCAGUGGUACCAGUUUGAUUUAUUGACUGUGCCUGAAAAUAACCAACUGAUAGUGUUUCACACCAGACAAAGGUUUCAUCCUUAUGUUUAAUUGUUUUUUCUGAUGAACAAAUAUAUUUUGAAGUGCAUUUUAAACAAAUAUUAAAUUUGUACCAUUUUUGUUCUUAAAAUCAUUCUUAUGGAAUAACUCUGCACAUUUUUUAAUUGCUAUUGCAAGAGAAACAUACUUCACACUACACAGUGACUGACUGAGUGUGAAGUCUGGAAUGUACAUGUUUGCUUGAGGUCAUGACCCAUCACGAUAGGUCCAUUUUUAAUGCCCUUACAUUCUCUUCGUCUUGUAGGACAGCAUAAAGGACCUUGCAGCUUUUUGUGGCUGUGCUUAACAAAUUGUGUAUGAACCAUAUACCUGUUUUUUUGUAUUAUUAUUAUUAUUAUUGUUAUUAUAAUUGUUUUUUGUUUUUUCUGAUAAAAGUGCCCGCAAGGCAGUAUGGCCCUUGAUAUAAUGUUUAGUACUUCAAGUGAUAUAAAUCUUGUUUAAUUCAUAGUCCUUGGUGAUUAAUGUUAACUUUGGCUGAUGUAAUUCUUAUGCACAACUGAAGCUUAAAUGUGUUUUCUCUAUUUCAGCGAGUAGAACAAAUUAUGAGCCGUACAAGACAAACAGCAAGUCCUGUCACGACAGAGGAAAGCAAUACUUCUGCUGCAGUAAGUGUUGGUUUAAUCCUUUAAUCCUUUGACCCCCAAUGAAAUUCUCCCCAUAAUGUCUCCCCUGAGUGUAGGUCACCCCUGAGCAUCCACACAAAGAUCUGUUUAGGCAGGGCGUGAAAUUGCGCUUAAUACAGGUGCCAAUGUGACUAAAUUUUUCGCUUUGGUGACCAAAUCCUGAAAAUUAGUUGUCAAAUUGGCUACUAGGUAAAGUUCAUCAUGACCUUACCAAGGGAUAUAAUGAAUUAAAAGAUUUGCAAAGAUAAAUCCGCGGCAAACUUCCUUGUUAAGUUUGUUUCCAAAAUGCAGCACAUGCAUCUCGAUCAAUAACAAGACACCAUCUUGGAUUUAGGUGAGCUUGAAUGUUGUAUAUUAUCCAUCCUAGUGUUCACUUUGUAGCACGUUAAAGAUCUUGUCCCUAACUUAAUUUUGGAGGGUCUAUUUAUAACACUGACAGCGUAAAAAAAAGUUUUGUUUAUCUUUGAAAAUGGCGACCAACUUUUUUUUAAUUGGCUACCACUUUAAAGAAUUUAGGAGCCAAGUGGCUAUCAGAAAAAAAAAUUAAUUUCAUGCCCUGUUAGGGAGUUUUGUUUUUGAAGGAGUACUAAUCUCAAGAGAUUUUUGUCUCUGCCACUGAAUAAUAAUGUAUAUAGUAAACAGAAGUAUAGCACUGGCUGUGUUUUGAGAUUCUAAAGGGUAAAUUAGCCCUUUUAAAAAUUACAUGUAGCUUUGAAUUUGCAAAAACUUCAACUUCAGAGAACACCAUUUUGAAUCUUGCAACAGCAACUUGGCCAUAUGUGAUCUUGGCAAGCAGUUUAAACAACAAGGAGCUACACUAAAAGGAAUUCUUAACUUGAAAUACUUUUUUUGCCCUAACCAUACACUUGUGUAAUCUCCAUAACAAAAGCUCUCACACUUUCUAAUUAUGUUUGAAUGUUAGUAUUUUGAUCACUGUAACUUUACUUCAAUUCUCACCCCAAUUUUUGUCAUUGAAUUUUAGCAAGAGGCAGUAGAUCCAGAAGAUACUAAAAGAAAAGUUAAUGAAAUCCUCCAGAAAGUCAAAAGUCAAAGUGCAAUGCCCAAUCAGAUGGAAAACAGUUCUUCCUCGUUGGUUAACAGUGCUGAAGAACCAUCACAAGAGGGCAAUAAUGAGUUGGAUACUGUAGGAACAGUGAAUGUUACAUCAGACAAUACAUCGAUGGAUACAUCAGGCAACUCCUCAGCUGAAUCAACUUUUCAGCCUGUUCAUGUCAAUGGAGUCCAUGCUUCUGGUUUAGAUGAUUUGCAUAGUGUAUUAACAAAUGAUGAUGAUAACGAGGAGCAUGUGUCGUCUACACUUCCUUUGAUAAUAGUGGAACAUGAGACUACGUAUGCAAUAACUACAAAUAGAGUGACAAGUAAUGAGCAUGAAAAAGAGAACAUUUCAAAUCAAAUUAAUGAUGGGUCAUCAACAAUACAGGAAUGUACGAUCAAUGGGUCACAACAAGUGUCUGAAAAUGAUGAACUACGCGACACAGAAAACACUGUGGUAAGUUGGGUGUCCUUGUAACAAUUAAGUUUUAAAUUUAACAAAAAUGCUGGAUAGCAUACUUGGAAUGCACAAUUCUUGAAAUAAAUUAUAUAUUUGUUAAUUUGUUAAUUAUAUCACCCAGCAUACUUUAUAUUUGUGCAAAAAUUUUAUUUUAUUUCAUUACCUGUCAAGGCAUGAAUUAGCAGUUGGUAAGCUGUUUUGGCGUAUAUUUUUCUCUAAUUUUUUUUAGAAAGAUGAAGCAUGUAAAAUUUUAUUGCACAGGGUUGCUAUCAUAUUUAAAAGAAGUCCUCAAACUUCCAAGUUCUGAAAAGUAUAUAUAUAUUUCUCUUAGCUUUGUACCAAAUCAUUUGUUUGCUAAUCAAGAGAAUUUGUUUGGAUAUCUUAAAAUAAUAUCCCUGCCUGUUUACAUGAUAGAGUAGUGCAGUGUACUCCAAGAUUGAACUUGAACUUGAAUUAGUUAGUUUGCUUUAGACUGAGUAGAUUUUUUUCUCUUUUUUUCGUGUCUACAAGAGGCAUGUUCCUGAAACCAGACAAGAAAUUACUUCAAGUAAUUCAGGAUCUUUAAGUAAAGAUUUAAAUGGUGUGGAGGAUGAGGAGGUGCUCUGGCAAAAAAUAGAGGCUACCAUGAAAGCAAGGCAGUCCUAUGCAGUCGAGACCCUUGAGAAUCUGGGUGUGGUUGCCGAAGGUGAUGAGGAUGACGACAGUGAAGAAGGACAGCUAUGGAAAAUAGUUGAAGGAAAGGCAAAGCUAGCAGAGGUUGUGUGA
Pocillopora meandrina is the source of this 4917-nucleotide messenger RNA. NCBI's taxonomy places the organism in Eukaryota, Metazoa, Cnidaria, Anthozoa, Scleractinia, Pocilloporidae. The record is from the annotation of a GenBank genome assembly.